Messenger RNA from Aphis gossypii (cotton aphid), 2863 nucleotides. Its product is annotated as sulfhydryl oxidase 1-like. The coding region runs from base 830 to 2656 and encodes 608 amino acids. Gene Ontology annotation, molecular function: protein disulfide isomerase activity; flavin-dependent sulfhydryl oxidase activity. The record is from RefSeq and is a predicted model, not a curated record. Gene Ontology annotation, biological process: protein folding. NCBI's taxonomy places the organism in Eukaryota, Metazoa, Arthropoda, Insecta, Hemiptera, Aphididae. Gene Ontology annotation, cellular component: Golgi membrane. The transcript has 5 exons.
AUACAGAAUACGGAUUACUGACAUCUAACUUACGAACAUUCAGACUAGUAUAUCAGUUUUCUAUAGUAUUGUGUUUAAUUACUCAUUAAUCAGUACUACGGACCAGUGGCCAGUGGCUUAGCGUAAUACGUUCACAGAACACUGAAAGUACCUAUUUUUAAUUUUUAAACCUUCCUAGAGUCCACUUAGCCCCCCUCCCAUUUUUCCACGACUACGCUACUGUUAUUCUGAACUAUAGUCUACAAUACUACAUAUUAUUUAGUUAGUGGAGUGUAUAACAAUUACAAACUAGGACUUUGAACUUGUUGAAUGCCAGUGUACCGGUGUCUUUUCGAUCUAACAGGGUGCGUGAUACAGGUGCAGUUGUGAGCAAGAUUAUAAGUUCUUUAUAUUUGUGAAUCGCGGUUGUGACUCAUUGUAAAGAAGCAAUAGUGAUGUCAUUGUACGAUAGUAGUGAUCAGCAAUAGAUCGUUAAAAGUCCGCGAAGCCGUCGUUGGACGGUGUAAGAAAAGACGAAAACGGUCUCAAUCGACAUCGUCACUCGUCACACCGCUCGGAAAUAUCGCAGUUCCGUCGCGUCACUCGCGCGUUUCGGAUCGCCUGUGUCCCGUAUGCGGUCUGUUCUGUUGGUAGACGAUUAACGUACAGCAGUCAACACUCGGCAGACAGUACUGGAACGAAUUUCCACUCUCGGACAGUCUUGUACGGCCGUAAAUGUCCACCAUCGCCGUCCGAGACGGUUACGAUUCGUUGCGCUGCAUCCAGUGACGUAGCUGCUGUUACUUCCUAUCUACAGAAAACGUUAACUGAGGUUUCACACGACUAGAAGAUGUCACAUUGUAGUGUCUACGUUGUGGCCGCCCUGCUCGUAGUAGCGCUCAGUACUGCUCCUGUGUGCUCAGAACUUAUCGGCCUAUACGAAGACACUGAUCUCAUGGAAAUAUUGGAUAACACCAAUUUUAAUGAAAAAGUAUUGCAAGGAAAUACAUCUUACGUGAUUGAGUUUUACAAUGCCUUUUGUGGUCAUUGUAUACGGUUCUCGACCCCUUGGAAAGGAUUUGGAAUUCAAGUCUACGGGUGGAGAAAUUAUGUAAAAGUUGGUGUAAUUGACUGUUCAAAUGAAUUAAACAGUCAAAUAUGCCGAGAUUAUGAAAUCAUGGCCUAUCCUACCAUACGCUACUUUUAUCCUCAGCCAGCAUCAAAUGAUAUUGGGAAAGAUUUUAUUAGAUCUUUUAAUAUACAAGUUAUGAAGGAUUCCCUUAUUAAAAUGCUUCAAGAAACUCAAAAAAACAUGAGUAUAUCAACUUUGUGCGACAUACAACCUUAUGAAAAGGUCAAUGUAGAAUUGGAUACAAAUAACUUCUUAACGUUUAUUAUAAUUGAUAAAUCAAAUAAUAGGCUUGCUCAAGAGCUUGUUAUUGAUUUCUGUCCAGUUGAAAAAGUUAAGAUAAUAAGCGCAUUAAACUCUAACACAGAAUUGGUUGACCUAUUAAAAACAGAAAUAUAUCCAAGUCUUUAUCUUGUUGAAAACAAUAACCAAUUCAAACUUUUAGCAAGUGGAAAUAACAAAACAAAUUUUACCAAUACCAUUAAUAAAUAUUUGGAAACAGUUUACAUGACUCCAUUCAAUAUAAUUGAUAUUACUACGGCGCUCAAUAAUUUAUUAUUUCAAAAAGAAAAAAGUUCGAUACACCAUGAUAACACAGUUUAUUUGUCAGAUUUAGAAGCUACUUUGAGAUAUUCUCUAGAACAUGAAAUCCUAUCACGAAGCGUUAUCUCUGGUGAGUCAUUAAAUGCAUUAAACAGUUACUUAGAACUUCUUAUUGAAUUUUUCCCUUCUAACAUUAGAAGUAAAAAAUUCAUUAAGUUAAUAUGGGAUAAUACACAUCUCAAUAAAACAGUGUCAGGAGAUAAACUUGGAAAAUUUAUUAACAGCUAUGAAUAUUUGUUAAAACCUUAUGUUACUAAUCAUAUUUGGAUUGGAUGUGAAGGUAGCCAACCAAUGUAUAGAAAAUAUCCAUGUGGUUUAUGGACUAUGUUUCAUACACUUACAGUACAUGCAUCAAAUAAAAACUUGACUACAUUUAAUGGAAAACAAGUUUUGGAAACUAUUGCUGGUUAUAUAAAACAUUUUUUCGGUUGUACAGACUGUUCUGAACAUUUCAUGAGUAUGGCUACCACAAUUCAAACCAAUGUUUCUUCAUUUGAUGAUGCAGUGUUAUGGCUUUGGUCGGCUCACAACCAAGUGAACCGAAGACUUAAGGGUGAUGUUACUGAAGAUCCAGUGCAUCCAAAAAUAGUAUUUCCCUUGAAAGUACAUUGCGAAACAUGUUAUCAAAAUGGUACUGAUGAAUGGAAUAAAACUGAAGUGCUGAAAUAUUUAAAAAAUAUGUAUUCAACCAUCAGUGUUCGUAAGAUACCAUUUAAUAAUAUUCAUUCUCAACCUUUAAAUUUAAUAAACUCAAGUAAGAGAUCUAUUGAUGAUGAUAUUAAUUAUAAUAACAAUAUAUUUGAUGAAAAAGAAUGGAUGUUUGAUAUUAACACUUGUAUGGUAUCAUAUAUUUUGUCAUGUAUUGUAUUAAUAACCUUAUUUUAUUUACUGGUAAAGAAGCGUUGUAAAAAAAAUAAAUAUAUUUAUUUUAUACUGGGUAAAUAGUUUGAUUGUUAUUAUGACUUAAAUGUGUUUUUUUAUUAUUAUUAAAUUAAAUUUGAAUUUUUAUUAUAACUAAAUAUAGUUUAAUUUUUUUAUUAAGAUAUUAUAUAUUUUAUACGAUUCAUUUACAAAUUUAAAAAUAAUCUAAGUAUAAGACUGUGUUACAAAAUUAAUGCAAAUUCCAAAUAAAUAUAUAAAAUUAUUAAUGUA